Molecule: messenger RNA, 1437 nt
Organism: Frankliniella occidentalis (western flower thrips)
Lineage: Eukaryota; Metazoa; Arthropoda; Insecta; Thysanoptera; Thripidae
Product: THAP domain-containing protein 1-like
Exons: 4
Coding region: 239-865 (208 amino acids)
Source: RefSeq, a predicted model, not a curated record
AGAUGAAGGGUGAGCGCGCGCAGUUGGCCACGCUGCCACAUUGGCUGGCCCGGCGGUGCCCGACUGGCGCGCUUCUCAGCGGAGGGGUGGGCCACGCCGGGCCACGCCGCGCUGGGCCAAGCGGCUCGAUGGGCCACUAAGCCACCUCAGUGCGCCGCGCGCAGCGGCUGUGAACGGGAGUCUCCACGCCGCCGCGCCGGGCUUGCUUGGGCUACGCCGGGCCACAGUCACAACAGACAUGGGCGUCUGCAGCGUCAUAGGCUGCAAGAGCCGCUCCAAAGAGAGGCGGAUGCCACACCGGGCCUCCGAGGGCGUCACCUUCCACGCGUUCCCGUCCAAGAACCUGGCGCUGCGGGCGCGCUGGUGCAUGGCCAUCCGCGGCGAAGGCUGGUUGCCGUCCAAGUACGCCAAGGUGUGCAGCAAGCACUUUGAGGAGCGGUGCUUUGACCGGUCCGGCCAGACCUGCCGCCUCCGCGAGAACGCCAUGCCCACCAUGGGCAUCGACCCGCACAGGUUGGCGAUGGCGCUGUCCAACACGCAAGGCAAGUGUGAGUUCAUGGAUGCGCCACAGAUCGACCCCCUGAGCGACCCUCACGGUCAUUCGUCCGCCUUCGUCAACGUGGUCGCCGAGGCCGUGCUGAACGCAUUUGAACCGGCCGCCACAGCUUCCAAUUCGCUCCCUGCUUCUGACCGGCGGGGGGCGUACUCCGUGGAGGCGGACAGCUACCGCUGCGAGAACCACCACGAGGAGGUGCUGUCACCCGACGAGUGCAACAAACUCAUGUACUCGCUCAACCUGGGUGACGGUAGGAAAAUCAAAUUAGUCUACUCGGUGCCCAGAGGGCAGUGUAUAAAUUUGUUUUAAAAUGCUGGUGGUAACUAUUAUUUUUAAGCGCCAUUUGUCGUAGAGCAAGAGUGCAAAACUUUUACACUACCUGUGAUAUCAAAUAAACUAAAGGUGGUACUCCAAUGACGCAAUCUACGCUACCCAUCACCUGCGAUUUCGUGUAUUUAAUUUACGCGUACAACUCGGGUUGUGGUUAAGAGUUCGGAUGUGUGUGAACAAUAAAUAUGACUAUACACCUUAUGAUUGUAUUUCGCGAUGUAAAAACACGAAAUCUCAAGUGAAGGGUGACGGAUGAUGGGUGAUAUGGGUAGCGUAGAUUGCUCCAUUGGAGAUCCACGUUAAUUAUUUGUGUCUAGAUUAAGCCGAAACUUGUCAAGUUUAUAGGGUAAGGUGCCGUGAGAAAUAUUUUUGGUUGGUGUCUUUAAUAUAAUUUGUUUAUUUUAUCGUAAAUUGAUAAUUUUGUUCGCGUGGGCAGGCGUGUGAGAGUGAUUGACCUCAAAAUGAUAUAAAGUCCACUUUGAUUUCUACUUUGAAAGAGAUGUACAUUUUCUCUUUUUUUAUGCUUGUUCUAAUAAACAACGGACACGUAA